UAGAUUUUCAGGCGAAGCUACGCUGCCUAGCAGGCCCCGGCCGUGACCCGAUGUGCGGGCGCACAGACAUGGCGCUCCUGCAGUCAUGCUGCUGCUGGCAUUCUCUGCGCAAGGGAAGCUACGCCAGCGCCCUCUACACCAUGGCCUACUUCGCACUCACGCUGCUCAUCAUGGCCGUCUUCCUGCACGAGGAGCGGCAGUACCUCGCGGGCCAGGAAGGCAACAACACCGAGCCCUACGAGCCCGUCCUGGAAACGGAGACCAUCACCACGAGUACCAUGGUGUUCAACGUGAUGGUGACGGUCUGCUCCGUGCUGGGGCUCGUGUCCUCCGCUCUGCUCGUGUACGGUGUGUACAGGGACAUGAAGCAGCUUCUGGUGCCCUGGAUCGCCGUCGUGGUCAUGGCGUCCAUCGUGGACGUGGCGCACGUCGUCUACCUCAUCUACAUCGAAUCGAAAAACUUUAAUCCCAUGACGACCAUCGUCUUUACCCUCGACUUUUUCCUCAUCAGUUUCAACAUCUAUUCCCUGCUCUGCGUGGUGUCGCAGUACCAGGAGUACCGAGCCGGCCGCGGCACGGCGCACCAGCACAGGCAGUUCCCGGCCGCGGCCCAGGUCCGCUACGUGUCCAAGCCCGACCUGUGGCCGGAGGGGCGCGGGCGCACUCGCGGACUGUCGCUGGUGCCCACCCCGACGGGGCCGGCCAACGGGCCCGGCUUCGGCGCCAUGGGCGACCACCCGCCGCUCACCCUGGUGUCCCCCGCGCACUGCUCGCCGUCCACGUGCCUGCUGGACGCCGCGCAGCCGCAGACGCACAGCCCGCGCAGCCUCAGCCCCGGGGGCGCGUGGCCCGGGGGCGGCCCCGGGGGCGGCCCCGGGGGCGGGCAGCAGCCCGAGUGCCUGCAAGACGCCGGCGCCGGGGGCGGGCCUGGGGGCGGCUCCUUCUCACGCAGCCCGAGCGUGCGCAAGCACGUGCAGUUCAACCAGGCCGUCGCCGAGCCGGGCGGCGGGGAGCCCUGCGGGCCGUGCGGGCUGGCGCCGCUGGCAGGGCUGGCCAGGGAGCGCGAGGGCUCCUUCAAGGGCCACCUGCCGGGCCGGCGGCGCUCCACCAUCCAGCGGGCGCCCCUGCCGGAGGAGUCCAGCCUGGAGCUGCAAGAAGGCAACUCUGGGGAUCCGGAAGUGGAGGUCGUGGAGCUGUUUGCGCCCGCCCCCCGCGCGCCGCCGGCCGGCCCCCCCGCCCCCGCCCCCGCCCCCGCCCCCGCGAGCCACACGGCCACCGGCGCGUGGCUGGUGCCCGUGCCGCGCCCCGCGCUCGCGGCCUCCGGCGUGCAGAGGGUCACCUACGUGAGCGGGGGCGGCGGUGGCGGCGGCAACGGGCUCGCGACCUGAUCCUGCCCAACGCGACCACCGUCUGGAGGGCAGCCAACUUGUUGCUCUUGUCUCAAUCAGUUUGUCAAUCAAACGGCUACAUUUUGGAAACAACGGUUCCGUGUUUCUAUAUAUAGCGUAUUUUUAUACCAAAGAUUAAUUUUAGAUUAGUUCGGCGCCACCGUUGAAAAUAUUAGACAUUAUUUUGGUGGUGUUUAAACUACGCGUGCGUAUAUAUUGCCAUCUGAAUUCCUUCAUGUAAUAGUGUUCCCUCUAUCGUUAAUGUACAUCGUUACAUCAUGAUGUAUGUUUGUUUUGUUUGUAUAGGGACAGCUUGUGGCAGUAAGUAUGCUUGCUUUCAUACUUUUCUUGAAGGGGAAGAGACAAAAAUUGGUCUGUGAUGUGUGAAAGACUGUUCAAGGUAGUUAGGAAAAUUUUGUUUUUUUGGUGGUCUAAAUUAAAAUUUGUAAUAUACCACGUUUCCAACUGCACUAUAACCAUUGCGAGAAACCCUAACUUAUUUAGGCAAGAGGACUGAGUCGGUCGUUAGGGACUAAAGCAUCACUAUAUGUACAGUUUUAUUACCUAUAAGGUUCUCUUCCCAAUACAAUGACUAGAAUCACUCACAACUUUAUUAGUGAUAUGUAUGCAAAUUCUCCAAACUGUUUUGAAAUAAUUUGUUGUGAUUUUCUUUUUUUCUACAGUUAAGAAGGUUUAGAAAAGUCUAAUGUAAGAAUAAUGCACAUUAUGAUUACAAUUUUGUAUUUGUCUUGUCUGUGUUUAUUUACUCCAACGCAAUCGGUCUUAAUGGCCACAUGAUGGUCACGAUCCCCUCCUUCUGAGUCCGACAGUGAGCUCUACCCGCCACCACUUUCCCACCCUUCCGCGCAUGUUUGCCCCACUAGGCAAGGGGGUGGCCUACUCGAGGCAGACAUGCGGGAAAGGGUGGUGAAGCGGGUAGGGGGAGCUCAACUUUCGGACCAAAUGCGUUUCGUUUAUGGUGACUAUGGUGCUGUUCAGAGCCUGACCUUGAGACUGGCGGGAUGAGAGCUAUCGGACUGAACGCAUGUAAUAGUUAAAUGCCAAAUGAAAAACUUUUUAGUUUCUCGACCAAAUGUUUUUGUGCGAAAGAAAAUUUGUAGUUGGUUUCUUAGUCAUUAAUGUCAUAGUAUAUUUUCUCAAGAAAACAUUACAAAAGUUUAUAACAAAGUGAUAUGUAUAUUUUGAUUAGUAACAAAUUGCCAAACCCUGCUGUAGUUGUAGUCUUUCAUGACAUGAAUUGUCUUCUAUGAAAUAUUAUUGUGAGUACUAUCUUCCUUUUCAAUCAAAGCAGUCGCUCAUACUUCCCAUAGUGAAUACAUGUCUAAAGAUAGAGGAAACUAUAGGCUAGAAUAAGUGUCUGUAUUUUAUUUUGCCCCAUUGUUGUUAAAGAACGCGGCGUGAGUAGGUCUAGAAUGGGUUAAAGGCUAGCUUCAAACAACUAGAGUUACAAAUAAAAUUUUAAAAUUAU
Molecule: messenger RNA, 2877 nt
Organism: Frankliniella occidentalis (western flower thrips)
Lineage: Eukaryota; Metazoa; Arthropoda; Insecta; Thysanoptera; Thripidae
Product: transcription initiation factor TFIID subunit 4-like
Exons: 10
Coding region: 51-1388 (445 amino acids)
Source: RefSeq, a predicted model, not a curated record